GCCAUGGCAGGCGCCAGGCCCGGCGUCCACGCUCUGCAGCUGGAGCCGCCCGCGGUGGGGGAGACCCUGCGGCGCGGGAGUAAGUUCAUCAAAUGGGACGAGGAGACCUCCAGUCGGAACCUGGUGACCCUGCGCGUGGACGCCAAUGGCUUCUUCCUGUUCUGGACGGGACCCAACAUGGAGGUGGACAUGCUGGACAUCAGCUCCAUCAGGGACACAAGGAUUGGCCGUUACGCCCGCAUGCCCAAGGAUCCCAAGCUCCGGGAGGUGCUGGGCUUUGGUGGCCCUGAGGCCCGACUGGAGGAGAGGCUGAUGACGGUGGUGGCUGGGCCAGACCCAGUUAACACAGCAUUCUUGAACUUCAUAGCCGUGCAGGACGACACAGCUAAGGUCUGGUCCGAGGAGCUGUUCAAACUGGCAAUGAACAUCCUGGCCCAGAAUGCCUCCCGGAACACCUUUCUGCGCAAAGCAUACACGAAGCUGAAGCUGCAGGUGAACCAGGAUGGACGCAUCCCUGUCAAGAACAUCCUGAAGAUGUUUUCAGCAGACAAGAAGCGAGUAGAGACAGCACUGGAAUCCUGCGGCCUCAAUUUCAACCGGAGUGAGUCCAUUCGGCCUGAUGGAUUUACCUUGGAAAUCUUUGAACGGUUUUUGAACAAGUUGUGUCUCCGGCCGGACAUUGACAAGAUCCUGCUAGAGAUAGGGGCCAAGGGCAAGCCGUACCUGACGCUGGAGCAGCUCAUGGACUUCAUCAACCAGAAACAAAGGGACCCGAGGCUCAACGAAGUGCUCUACCCGCCCCUGCGGCCCUCCCAGGCCCGGCAGCUCAUCGAGAAGUACGAACCCAACAAGCAGUUCCUGGAGCGGGAUCAGAUGUCCAUGGAGGGCUUCAGCCGCUACCUGGGGGGCGAGGAGAAUGGCAUCCUGCCCCUGGAGACCCUGGACCUGAGUGCGGACAUGACCCAGCCGCUGAGCUCCUACUUCAUCAACUCCUCCCACAACACCUAUCUCACGGCCGGGCAGCUGACGGGGACCUCGUCGGUGGAGAUGUACCGGCAGGCGCUGCUGUGGGGCUGCCGCUGCGUGGAGCUGGACGUGUGGAAAGGGCGUCCGCCUGAGGAGGAGCCCUUCAUCACCCACGGCUUCACCAUGACCACCGAGGUGCCGCUGCGUGACGUGCUGGAGGCCAUCGCGGAGACUGCCUUCAAAACGUCGCCCUACCCUGUCAUCCUCUCCUUUGAGAACCACGUGGACUCGGCCAAGCAGCAGGCCAAGAUGGCGGAGUACUGCCGCACCAUCUUUGGGGACGCGUUGCUCAUUGACCCCCUGGACAAGUACCCGCUGGCCCCGGGCGUCCCCCUGCCCAGCCCCCAGGACCUGAUGGGCCGAAUCCUGGUGAAGAACAAGAAGCGGCACCGGCCCAGCUCCAGCGUCCCUGACAGCUCCGUGCGCAAGAGGCCUCUAGAGCAGAGCAACUCCGCCCUGAGCGAGAGCUCCGCGGCCACCGAGCCCUCCUCCCCCCAGCUGGGGUCUCCCAGCUCUGACAGCUGCACAGGCCUGAGCAACGGGGAGGAGGUGGGCCUUGAGAAGCCCAGCCUGGAGCUUCAGAAGUCUCUGGGGGAAGAAGGGCUGCUGCAGGGCCCUGAUGUUCUUGGACCUGCUGACCGUGAGGAUGAGGAAGAAGAUGAGGAAGAGGAGGAACAGUCAGACCCUAAAAAGCCAACCACGGAUGAGGGCACUGCCAGCAGCGAGGUCAAUGCCACAGAGGAAAUGUCGACACUCGUCAACUACAUUGAGCCAGUCAAGUUCAAGUCCUUUGAGGCUGCUCGAAAGAGGAACAAGUGCUUCGAGAUGUCAUCCUUCGUGGAGACCAAGGCCAUGGAGCAACUGACUAAGAGCCCCAUGGAGUUUGUGGAAUACAACAAGCAGCAGCUCAGCCGCAUCUACCCCAAGGGCACCCGCGUGGACUCAUCCAACUACAUGCCCCAGCUCUUCUGGAACGUGGGCUGUCAGCUCGUUGCGCUCAACUUCCAGACCUUGGACGUGCCCAUGCAGCUCAACGCGGGCGUGUUUGAGUACAAUGGACGCAGCGGCUACCUGCUCAAGCCGGAGUUCAUGCGGCGGCCCGACAAGUCCUUCGACCCCUUCACCGAGGUCAUCGUGGACGGCAUCGUGGCCAACGCCUUGCGGGUCAAGGUGAUCUCGGGGCAGUUCCUGUCCGACAGGAAGGUGGGCAUCUACGUGGAGGUGGACAUGUUCGGCCUCCCGGUCGACACCCGGCGCCGGUACCGCACUCGGACCUCCCAGGGCAACUCCUUCAACCCUGUGUGGGAUGAGGAGCCCUUCGACUUCCCCAAGGUGGUGCUGCCCACACUGGCCUCACUGCGCAUCGCAGCCUUUGAGGAGGGGGGCAAGUUCGUGGGGCACCGAAUCCUGCCCGUCUCUGCCAUCCGCUCAGGGUACCACUACAUCUGCCUGCGGAACGAGGCCAACCAGCCGCUGUGCCUGCCGGCCCUGCUCAUCUAUACCGAGGCAUCCGACUACAUCCCCGAUGACCACCAGGACUACGCUGAGGCCCUGAUCAACCCCAUCAAGCACGUCAGCCUGAUGGACCAGAGGGCCAAUCAGCUGGCCGCCCUUAUUGGGGAGAAUGAGGAUCAGGCUGGCCCGGAGACCUGCCAGGCGACCGAGUCUCAACAGCUGGGGUCCCAGCUAUGCCCCAAUCCUGCGCCCAGCACGCCGGAUGCCUCUCCCCGCCGGCCCCCGUGCACUGUCACCUCCCCCAGCAGUCCCUCCCUGAGCAGCCCAGGGCAGCGGGACGACCUCAUUGCCAGCAUCCUCUCAGAGGUGGGCCCCGCCUCACUCGAGGAGCAUCGCGGCCACAAGUCUCUGUUGAAGCUCCAGAGCCGGCAGGAGCGAGACCUACGGGAACUGCUCAAGAAGCACCAGCGCAAGGCUGCGGCCCUCACUCGCCGGCUGCUCGACAUCCUGGCCCAGGCGCGGGCCCGGAGUGUCCAAGGUAAAGAGAACGAGGAGGACGUGGGGAAGCGGUUUCUAGAGUUCCAGAAGAAACAGGUACAGACUCUGCUGGAGCUGAGGGAGGCCCAGGCAGUCACAGAGGCUGAGCGGAGGCUAGAGCACCUGAAACAGGCUCAGCAGCGGAUCAGGGAGAUUGUCCACGAUGCACAUGCCACUCAAUUAAAGAAGCUGAAGGAAACGAGCGAGAGGGAGAAGAAGGAGCUACAGAAGAUCCUGGACAGGAAGCGCCACAACAGUAUCUCGGAGGCUAAGACGAGGGAGAAACAUAAGAAGGAGGUGGAACUGACCGAGAUUAAUCGCCGGCACAUCACGGAGUCAGUCAACUCCAUCCGUCGGCUGGAGGAGGCCCAGAAGCAGCGGCACGAACGCCUCCUGGCCGGGCAGCAGCAGGUCCUUCAGCAGCUGGCGGAAGAGGAGCCCAAGCUGCGGGCCCAGCUGGUCCGGGAGUGUGAGGAGCAGCGGGCGAGGCUGCCCCAGGAGAUCCGCCGGAGCCUGCUAGGCGAGACGCCAGAGGGGCUGGGGGACGGGCCUCUAGUGGCCUGUGCCAGCAACGGUCACGCACCCGGGAGCAGCGGGCACCUGUCCGGCGCCGACUCGGAGAGCCAGGAGGAGAACACGAAGCUCUGAACUGGCUGAGCAAGAGGUGGCCGCAGGGCCAGGGCAAACACUGGGAGGAGGGCAGAGGCUAAAACACUCAUUUUUUUAACUUGUUUAACACUAAUCUUUUUUAACUUUUUUAAAAAUCUUUUUAUCUUUAGAAAUUUUAUUUUUUUAAACUGAGGGCCGCAGGGAGGGCGAGCGGCUAGAACACUACUUUUUUAAACUCGUUUAACACCAAUCUUUUUAUUUCACACUAAUUUGUUUUUAAAAAAACCUUUUUAUCUUUAGAAAUUUUAUUUUUUUAAACUGAUACAAGCCCUGCGCACUGCAGUGCCCGGCAGGCCCCAGUCCUUCCCGCCUGCCGUCCUAGAGAGGGGGCUGGGUCACCGGGCCUGGUGGGGGGGCUCACCCCCCUAUACCCACCACCCUGAGUGGGAGUCUUCUCCCUCGCUUCCCCGGGGAGCACACGAGUGGAAACUUCAAGCUCUGGGAAGGAGUCACAGUCUUAUUCUUUGGGGAGUUUUCCCGUGAAUAAAAAAUUGCAGGGACCCUGUGUGCAGUGUGGUUUGGGUGGGGCAGUGCCGGAGUGGACUCUGCUCCUAGCUAGCUCUGCCACUUCUUGGGACUCGGUUUCCUCAUCUAUAAAAUGGGUUUGUGGGGAUGAGGUCAGGCCCCCAGUGAAGGGCUACUGGGUUUGAAUCUUGAGACCUUGUCCGAGGUCUGCAGAUAAGAAAGAGGCUGAUUUUCUCACUGUGCGGUCAGAGGCCACUCUGGCCUCCCCCAGGCUUUCCUGCCUCAGCCCUUCAGCUGUGGCUCUUGUUACUCCCCCCCCCCACCCCGCCCCUUACUUUUCUCCCUGCAGGACUCGACCUCCCUUCAUGGAGGCACAGGCCUCUGCUGCCUGCCCCCCACCCCCUCCUGUCUGACAUGACCCAAGUGCCAGCAUCUUCCCUGAGGUUCCCUGGGCCAUCAUGGGCAAUGGACUCUGAUCAGGGAUGGGGUACCCAGAGGUGGAACUGGGCACCUCACAACCUGCCCACAUCUGGGAAUCCAGGCGCUCAGGGACAGGUGGGAGGGAGGAGGGCUGGGGGUGACCCAAGGGGAGGUUGCUGACACAGGGGCUGGGAGAAACAGCACCCCCCUCAUCCCUGUGAGGGA
Messenger RNA from Talpa occidentalis (Iberian mole), 4797 nucleotides. RefSeq names its product phospholipase C beta 3 (gene PLCB3). Gene Ontology annotation, molecular function: phosphatidylinositol-4,5-bisphosphate phospholipase C activity; calmodulin binding; calcium ion binding. The coding region runs from base 4 to 3666 and encodes 1220 amino acids. The record is from RefSeq and is a predicted model, not a curated record. Lineage: Eukaryota; Metazoa; Chordata; Mammalia; Eulipotyphla; Talpidae. Gene Ontology annotation, biological process: lipid catabolic process; phosphatidylinositol-mediated signaling. The transcript is spliced from 31 exons.